AUGGCGCCUAAGAAGAUUCUCAUUAUCAUGUCCGACUCCGACCACUUUCCUCUGCACAACACAGGUACCGAAGGCAAGACCGUGCCCCAGCCCUCUGGCUUCUUUCUAAUGGAGCUCGCCAAACCGUUGCAGAAGAUCCUCGAUGCUGGAUACGAAGUCACCUUCGCCUCGCCAAAAGGCAAUGAGCCCAAGCCGGAUCCACUUAGCGAAUCCCUCAUCGCGUUCGCCGGAAACUUCUACGAGCGCCAGCGCGAGAACGAGCUCAUUGAACGCAUGAAGCGCGAGAACGGAUUUGCUUCUCCGAGGAAGUUCUCCGAUAUCUCAGAUGAAGAGCUGGAAAGCUUCGCGGGUGUAUUCAUCCCAGGCGGCCACGCGCCGCUGGCAGAUUUGGGUGACGAUCCUGAGCUCGGGCGGAUCUUAAAGCACUUCCACGCAGAGCAUAAGCCUACUGCUGUCAUUUGCCAUGGUCCAUACGCUUUUCUGUCCACCAAGGCCGCAGGAGACGGACAAUUCGCGUACAAAGGAUAUAAGAUUACGAGCUGGUCGGAUGCGGAAGAGAAGAUGAUGGAGACGAUGCUGCGGGGCGAAAUCGACAAGGUGGAAAGCAAUCUGCGGGACGCAGGAGCGGACAUGGUGGAAGGCGUUGGGGAGAAAUUUGGAGCCAUCACCGUGGACAGAGAGGUCGUUUCGGGAGGAAAUCCAUUGGCUGCAAACGCGCUAGGAGACAAGUUCUUGGAGAUGCUGAAAUCGUGA
Molecule: messenger RNA, 753 nt
Organism: Coniosporium apollinis CBS 100218
Lineage: Eukaryota; Fungi; Ascomycota; Dothideomycetes
Exons: 1
Coding region: 1-753 (250 amino acids)
Source: RefSeq, a predicted model, not a curated record